CUCGCAUCUGGAGCAUGCAUUCACCAAGACUGCAGCACCUUGUUUGCUUCUUAAAUUUCCUAUGAAUAAUGGCACCUAGAGCCUCAUAAACGGCUCCAUCGACAAUUCCCCUACCCCAUAGACUUACAACAUCCCAAGGAAGGCUUCCAACCAACUCCAGCUGCCCCGCAGAGCGAUCGCCAAGAUGGAGCGCGACGACUUCGCAAACAUCUCAUGGCAGAACAAUCCAGCCGGUCGAGGGGCUGCACCUUUUUCUACAAGCCCUAGAGACGAAAGUGACAAUAUUGGGCCAGGGAACCCAAAUGGGAAGAGACGUGAGAGCGGAGGGCAACUCGGGCGCAAUGCUGAUCCGAUGGAUCUUGCUGGAGUAGAGGGGGGGGUUCUCGAAUGCACAGUCUCAAGUCCCAAUAAGGAAAAUGAUGGGUCAAAGGACGCUUAUGUAUCCUACUUGGUUACUACAUACACGAAUUUCCCCACCUUCCAGAAGCCAACUACGACUGUUCGCCGGCGAUUUACGGAUUUCGUUUUCUUGUGGAAGUGCUUAUGCAAAGAAUAUCCAGCGAGUGCCGUUCCUCCCCUACCCGACAAGCACAAGAUGGAAUAUGUCCGGGGCGAUCGAUUCGGACCCGAUUUUAUGAACCGUCGAGCCAACUCCCUUCAACGAUUUCUUACACGACUAGCGCUCCAUCCCGUUCUUCGGAGAGCUGCUCUCCUCACCAUCUUCCUCGAAAGUGUGGACUGGAAUGCAACAAUGAAAACACGCCAGCAGAGAGGUUUAUCAGCUUCGGAGCAAGGACCAGUAGGCGUCUUCGACAACUUCACAGAUACAUUCAUAAACGCAUUUACGAAAGUACACAAGCCAGACAAGCGUUUCAUUGAAGUCCGGGAGAAGUCAGAUAAGCUUGAUGAGGAUCUUGGCCAUGUAGAGAAGAUUGUGGCUCGGGUAGCCCGACGAGAAGGAGAUCUGGAGACAGACUACAAAGAUCUCGCAGAGCAAUUCCAAAAGUUGAUUACCAUGGAGCAAGGGGUUGAGCAAUCAGUUCACGCCUUCGCAGCCAGCGUGGAAGAUACCUCCGCAGGAAUGAAGACGUUGAAGGAGCACACAGAUCAGGAUUACCUCGGCAGUCUACGAGAUAUGCAGGCAUACAGCGCAGCAGUCAAGAACCUCCUCAAAGCCCGAGAGCAGAAACAACUCGAUUUCGAACAACUCACCGAAUACCUCACCAAAUCGACUUCCGACAGAGAUGUCCUAGCCGCAACCCAUGGCGCAGGCGGCCUCACAGGGCCAAGCGGCUUCAUUCGGAGCAAGAUCGAAGACGUGCGAGGCGUCGACCACGAACAAUCCCGCCGCGAACGUCUCCGACGUCUCGAACUCAGAAUAGAAGAACUGACUCGCGAAGUCGAAGAGGCGAAGAAGACUACUGAGGCCUUCGAUGAGGAGGUUGUGAAGGAAGUGCAGGAUUUCGAGCGCAUCAAGAGGAUUGAGUUCAAGAGCCAGUUUGGGGCGUUGGCGGAUGCGCAUGUGGAGUUUUAUGGGGCGACAAUUGAGAACUGGGAGAAGUAUGUUAAGGAGAUGGAGGACAUGGGCGCUCCGAUUGCCUGAUUGGGUUGUCUUGAUGGCUCGGUGGGUUAAUUGCUCCGCUAUGAGUUGAGGGAGCAAACGGUCUUGGGAUGUUACGGCGUUCUGAUGGGUGAAGGACUAGAGGAGAGUUGUGUUCUCUAUGUUCAUAUUUGGGCACGAACCAAUGAUAUUCUAAUAUCACAUCUUUUGCUGCGGGAUAACGACUUUUUCCGGCGGCGAAGGGAAAGAGCCUCGCGGCUACAAAGAAAGCCACCACCCUGCAACUCAGCAGACCUUCCGAGUGGAAAGAACAAAUGAAGCGGCUGUAUCUUGCGGCCUGACGUAGCCUCGUCCUUUUCAAUAUUCACAAUACAGUUAAUAUCACAUUUACAGAAGUGAUAUUGUACCAUAA
Messenger RNA from Hyaloscypha bicolor E, 1973 nucleotides. RefSeq lists its product as uncharacterized. Lineage: Eukaryota; Fungi; Ascomycota; Leotiomycetes; Helotiales; Hyaloscyphaceae. The transcript has 2 exons. Gene Ontology annotation, biological process: cytoplasm to vacuole targeting by the Cvt pathway; autophagy. Gene Ontology annotation, molecular function: phosphatidylinositol binding. The record is from RefSeq and is a predicted model, not a curated record. Gene Ontology annotation, cellular component: phagophore assembly site. Bases 185 to 1603 code for a protein of 472 amino acids.